AUGGCUGCCCCUGUGAAGAAGCGAGGCCCGACCGUGCUGCCUCAGCGGCCCAGCACUCUGCCUCGGACUGGCACUACCAAACUCAUAUCCGUCGACAAUGUCUUGCAAUUCUCCUCCGAUAUUCCCUCUGCCCAAAGACGUGGUCCGCCAGGUGGUCUUAGACCAGCACAACAUACACGCACCCCAAGUGGCCGACACCCUCUGGAUCCGAAACUAGCAGGUCGCUCUCUUGCUGUUCCUGUCGGCGGCCCUCACAUUCCAACCAGAAGCUCAAAGGUCAGCGAGAAGCUUGUCCUGCUGCCCGAAACAAGCGAAAAGANNCGCCAUCAGAGGAGGACGAGGGAUGAAGAUGACGCCCCGCCGUCAGACGAACAAAUCCGUCGCCGAAAGUCUCCCAGAAACGGCGACAAGAGUUAUGCCGAGCGCCUCUCAAAAGCAAGCCGCGCAGACAAACUGGCCAGAGUGACGGCCUACUGUACUGCUCAGAGCUACCGACUACGUGCCACAGCAGAUUUCGUCCGAGAACAACAUGGUGCCCGUACGAAACUCUACGACGACUGUCUGUAUGCUGUCUAUCAGCUUCCUCUUCUUGGCGGUAGCGAUGGCUAUCGCAUUCGCAGUAGUCCUGUCCUGAAGAACCCCGGUGGUAGAAGCAUUUUGGACGAACAGAUCGAGGCCAACGAGCGCCGCGACCAUCGAGAAGGUUGGAUGGAGGAGAGUGAUGAAUACACGGUCCAUGGUAAUGCCCGCGACCACGAAGAACCAGGCUUCCGCCGUCACAGCCAUUCUAGCGAUUUGUCAAGUGGAGGACAUGGCACGAUUGCCGAUGCCCUGUCUGUUGCCGAACUCUACGUCUUCAGCUACGGUGUCGCUGUUUUCUGGAACUUCACCGCGCAUCAGGAANAGGACAUUCUGGCCGACCUGACAUUCAGCAGCUCUUCAAAUAUCCCCACAAAACUCAGCAGUACUUCAUCACCGACAUUAACCAAUACCUUGGGCCUGGUUUCACGGCCGCUCAGCGAAGCCGACUUUGAGACUGAAGACUUCCACUUCGAAUACAAUGAUGAGAUCGACAAGCCACGCAUUUUCAACGACAUGAUCACAUUACGCACCAGCGAUCAUAUGAUCAAGCUGGCUAUGAGCCAUGCCAUCUCACAAUCGACAAAACUCAGCUACUUCGAAGAACGCAUGCAACGCACCAUGUCGGAAGCACAAUAUGUUCCUCGUAAACUGGCCCUCGAAGGACAACUCGGUAUGAGCCGCAGUCAAGUUGUCAGUCUGGUUGGCAAGCUCUUCCAAGGUCGUGUCGACGUCAAUCUCAGCUCAAAUAUGCUCGACACACCAAACUUCUUCUGGGACAGCGAACCUACGUUACUGCCGCUCUACGCUGCCGUCCGCGAGUAUCUCGAGAUCAAGCCCCGCAUUCAAGUUUUGAACGAACGCUGCAAGGUCUUCUUGGAUCUCGCUGAAAUCUUGUCUGAUGCCAUUGCCGAUACCAAGAUGACCAAAAUUACUUGGAUUGUCAUUGUACUGAUUGUCAUAUCCAUUCUGGUCACUUGCUCAGAAGUUAUUCUAAGAUUUGCUAUUUUGAGCAAGGGCGAGGGCAAAGCUGCGGCCAUCCCGAGCCCGAGAGAGCUGUGA
This is a messenger RNA of Aureobasidium musti, 1641 nucleotides long. The record is from the annotation of a GenBank genome assembly. NCBI's taxonomy places the organism in Eukaryota, Fungi, Ascomycota, Dothideomycetes, Dothideales, Saccotheciaceae.